Messenger RNA from Benincasa hispida (wax gourd), 3220 nucleotides. Its product is annotated as SMAD/FHA domain-containing protein. Gene Ontology annotation, molecular function: protein binding. The record is from RefSeq and is a predicted model, not a curated record. NCBI's taxonomy places the organism in Eukaryota, Viridiplantae, Streptophyta, Magnoliopsida, Cucurbitales, Cucurbitaceae.
AAUAUGGACGUGUACUUGAAACAAUAAUGAUAAUAAAAAAAACCGUUAUAUAAAAAAAUAAAAAAUAAAAAAAAACCCUAAUAUGGACGUGGAUUUUCACCGCACAGACAUGGCACCUCCGGCAACGGCGAGGUGAGUGAAGCUCCGGCCGGCGGCGGUCAAGGAAAACAUAUAUUUUAGAACCACUCUUCCACACUCUCUCUCUUCCGCUUUUCACUAUUAGCACGCUUGAGAUGACGACUGCCAUGGGACCUCCACCGCCAAGAAACACUUCCUCCUCUUCUCCAAUGGAUUCCGACGCCGGAACCCUGGAGGGAGAUUCAACCUUUUCUUCAACGGCAACGAAGGCCGUCAUGGGCCCUCCUCCUCCGAAAAAUCCCACCCCUCCCGACUCUGAACCCCCAACCCUAACCGCAACUCAAGAAAACGAACAACCAGUGAAUUCCACCAAUUCUGGUGCUUCAGAACCCAUCGAGAAGGUUUCAGAUGGCUCCGCAUCUGAUAAAGCUGUGGAACUUGCUUCGAAGGAACCCCAGAGCGUAGCUGUGCCAUACACCAUUCCUUCUUGGAGUGGAGCCCCUUCCCAUCGUUUCUAUUUGGAGGUUCUGAAGGAUGGAUGCAUUAUUGAUCAAUUUGAUGUGUAUGAGAAGGGGGCUUAUAUGUUUGGACGUGUGGAUCUCUGCGAUUUUGUUCUGGAGCAUCCAACCAUUUCUCGUUUUCACGCUGUUCUCCAAUUUAGAAGCAAUGGAAACGCGUACCUUUAUGAUCUUGGAAGUACACAUGGAUCUUUUAUUAACAAAAAUCAGGUGAAGAAAAGGAUUUUUGUGGACUUGCAUGUCGGUGAUGUCAUUCGAUUUGGCCAUUCAUCUCGCUUGUACAUUUUUCAAGGGCCAAAUCAUUUGAUGCUACCUGAAGCAGACCUGACAAUGAUAAAGAAGGCUAAGAUUCGGGAAGAUACACUGGACCGAGAAGCUUCACUUCGACGAGCACGACAGGAAGCAUCUCUUGCUGAUGGAAUAUCUUGGGGCAUGGGAGAAGAUGCUGUUGAAGAGGCUGAGGAUGAAGUUGAUGAAGUCACAUGGCAAACGUACAAAGGGCAGCUAACAGAAAAGCAGCAGAAAACUCGUGAGAAGGUUUUGAAAAGAACAGAAAAGAUUUCUCACAUGAAGAAAGAAAUUGAUGCAAUUCGUGCUAAAGACAUUUCUCAAGGUGGAUUGACACAAGGGCAGCAAACUCAGAUCGCUAGGAAUGAACAAAGAAUUACUCAGAUCAUGGAAGAGCUUGAAAACUUGGAAGAGACACUGAAUGAUAGCAUCAGGGAAAGCCUUGGUGCUCGUUCUGGGAUCCGAUCACGUGGUAAGAAGGGAGGAGGAAUGGAAGACGAUGAAGAAUUUUUAAGUGAUGAUGAUGAUUUCUAUGACCGAACGAAGAAGCCUUCAAAUAAAAAAACUGGCGAAAAUCAAUCAAUUGAAACAGCUGAUUCUCUACUUGAUAAGAGAGAUGCCAUCAAGAAAGACAUGGAAGAAAAAAGAGGAUUGCUUUUGAGUGAGGAGAACAAAAUGGAAUCGCAUGCAGAUUUGGACACUGGCACUGAUGCUCUCGAUGCUUACAUGUCAGGGCUUUCAUCUCAGCUAGUGCUUGACAAAACCACCAAGCUACAGAAUGAAUUAUCAUCUCUUCAGUCAGAACUAGAUAGAAUUUUGUACCUGUUGAAAAUUGCUGAUCCAUCAGGAGAAGCAGCCAAAAAAAGGGGAACUUCAGCCCAGAAAAGUGACUCAAAUCUAGGAGCAAAGCCUGAAAAAUCUAAUGUUUCUGCUUCUGUUAAUGGGAAACCAUGCAAGGAGGCACUAAAAGACACUGAUUCUAAAGAACAAGUGGUGGAUGCCAAACAAAAAGUGAAACCUGCUCACGAUAGUGUUGAACCUAAUGAGUCAGUUACUGAAAAGAUUGUGGAUGAUACAAAAGAUAAAAAAACUAUCAGUUAUACUGUUGUAAAGCCCCAGUGGCUUGGGGCUAUCGAAGAAAUUAAGCCAGAAGAAAUUCAAAAGGACGCUGCACCCGUGGAUAUACAAGAAUCUGAUGAUUUUGUUGACUACAAAGACAGGAAAGAGGUUCUUCAGAAUUCUGAUAAUAAGCCUGCAAAAAUUGAUUCCGUGAUUGAGAGUGCUGCCCCAGGUUUGAUUUUGAGAAAACGGAAGCAAGAAGAUCAAUCUGAUAGCCGCUUAGAUGCCUCUCAACAGUCAACAUCAUCUUCUGAGGCAGAGAGAGCAGAAUUCAAGGCAGAGGAUGCUGUGGCUUUGCUGUUAAAGCACCAAAGAGGGUAUCAUGGAUCAGAUGAGGAAGAAGUUAGACAUGAAAGCAAGCGCUCGACAGCUCGGAACAUAUCAAAAAAGGAUGAGAAGAAGUCCAAGAGGGUACUUGGUCCUGAAAAACCGUCAUUUCUUGAUGCAAAAGCUGAUUAUGAAUCAUGGGUACCUCCUGAAGGCCAAUCCGGCGAUGGGCGGACAGCAUUAAAUGAACGUUAUGGGUACUAAUAUUCCAUGUUUCUAACAAUAUUGCCUGAAAUUGGGUCUCUUUCACCCUUUUCGGAAAGAUGCAGUUGAUCACUGUCCAUAAAUUACGUCAUCAACCCGAGCUGCUUUUUCCAGUGUAUAGAAAUAGAGGUAGCUAGGGUGCUGAUGGCACCAUGGCUCUACAUGCAAAAGCCUUGUGUUAAAAGUUUUUAAAAAAAGGGAAAAGAAAGAAAAAAAAGAAGGAAAUCAGCCAAAGAUGUUGAAGAACUGAGGGAACUAGCAAGCUUGGAAAAGUUGCUUGUCUAUAUAACAUGGUAAGAUGGAAUUGGAGAACUUGAAAAACUGUAUGCUCUCUCUUAUUCUGGAAGAUGUAUUGUAACAUAGCACAUACACAAAGGUAAGUUCUCUUGUCCAGAGAGGCAUUCGUUUUCAAAGAUUUGCAACAACCUUCUAGUAAUACCAGCUGAUGGUACGGAAUAGUAGUUACGUUCGUGGGGGGUACUAUAGACUUUUGACUCAUUGUCCCUCCUCUGUAGGAUCUCAGGUACUAUAACCUUUUCCCAUGAACAUCUUUGAGUAGGUACUUUGUGGGGUUAUUUGAAUUACAUUAGAUACUUUAAAACAAUAGUUGGAAGUCUCCGGUGCCGAAGACAUAUUUUGUGAGCACCCAAAGGUUUUUGAGUAAUGUAAAUGAAGUUUCAUAAAGA